AGGCCCCAGCACUCCCUGGCUUCCCACGGGCAGUCAUGUUUCCUGUAUUCUAUCUGGUCGUUCUAUGUCUUUUCAGACCGGUCCUGGCAACUAAUGGGACUCGACCCAACAUUAUCCUGCUGCUGAUGGACGAUAUGGGAUGGGGAGAUCUCGGUGUGUUCGGAGAACCCUCCAAAGAAACCCCUAAUCUGGAUCGGAUGGCGUCAGAGGGCAUCCUUUUCCCGGAUUUCUACACUGCCAAUCCUCUGUGCUCCCCAUCCAGAGCAUCUUUACUUACUGGACGUCUCCCGAUACGGAACGGUUUUUAUACUACAAAUGACCACGCCAGGAAUGCUUACACCCCACAGGAGAUACUGGGUGGGAUUCCCGAUUCUGAAGUGCUGCUACCAGAGCUGCUGAAGAAGGCUGGAUACAUCAAUAAAAUUGUCGGCAAAUGGCAUUUGGGGCACAGAGGAAAAUAUCACCCGCUGAGCCAUGGUUUUGAUGAAUGGUUCGGUUCUCCAAACUGUCAUUUUGGACCUUAUAAUAACUUAGAACGGCCAAAUAUACCGGUGUACAAGGACUGGGAGAUGAUUGGAAGAUACUAUGAAGACAUACAUAUCAAUCAGAAGACGGGGGAGUCGAACUUAACUCAGCUAUACUUACAGGAAGCCUUGAGCUUUAUCAGCAAGUACGGGAUUUCCAAGCAACCAUUCUUUAUGUACUGGGCCAUUGAUGCCACUCACGCUCCCGUCUAUGCCUCCGGUCCCUUCCUUGGAACAAGUCGCCGCGGACUCUAUGGAGAUGCCGUUCGUGAAAUUGACUUCAGCAUAGGGAAGAUCUUAGAGCUUUUAAAGAACAUGGGGAUCGCGAAUGACACUUUCGUAUUCUUCACGUCUGAUAAUGGCGCUGCGCUCAUCUCUGCUCCAAACCAAGGCGGCAGUAACUCGCCUUUCCUUUGUGGGAAGCAGACAACAUUCGAGGGCGGCAUGAGGGUACCCGGCAUUGCUUGGUGGCCGGGGCACUUGGCUGCUGGUCAGGUGAGCUUCCAGCUGGCCAGCAUCAUGGAUCUGUUCACAACCAGCCUGGCCCUGGCAGGACUGGACCCUCCUGUGGACAGACAAAUAGACGGCAUCGAUCUGUCGCCUGUCAUUCUGUCAGGCAAAGAAAUUGAGAGGCCAAUAUUCUAUUAUCGAGGCAAUGAGCUCAUGGCCGUCCGGAUGGGGCCAUACAAGGCUCAUUACUGGACCUGGAGUAACUCAUGGGAGGAACUGUCCCAGGGUAUUAAUUUCUGUCCGGGACAGAAUAUUACUGGUGUGACGACACAUGACCAAGUGGGGUAUGUCAAGCCUCUCUUGUUCCACUUAGGAAGAGACCCUGGAGAAAAGUACCCCAUAAGGACCUCAAGUGCAGAGUACCAGACGGCGAUGUUAGGAAUUACCCCUGUGGUCCGCCAGCACAAGGACUCCAUGAUUCCUGGGGAGCCUCAGCUCAAUGUGUGCGACUUGGCUAUUAUGAACUGGUCACCUCCUGGAUGUGAGAAGCUCGGGAAGUGCCUGACUCCUCCAGAGUCAAAACCUUGGAAAUGUGUCUGGCCGCACUGACGGGCUGCAAGAUGUGCUUUAUUCUCCAGCCUUUCAGAAAAACACGGAUCUUCCUUUGCGAAUCAAGGACCAGAGCAGCGCUCCCCUGACACUUACUGCAUUAUUACCGCUUUGCCUUGGCGCUCUAUGAAAUGCUGUAUUCCUGCAAUGAACUGUAAGGACAGCGCUGUUGGAACAAUACUAAGUAUAAAUGAAGGGGCUAGCCUCAACCAGACUCCUCCACAUUAAAAGGAGAUCAACAUGGUGGUCAGCGGAUUGCUGCCGCUCUGUCAUUUGAAAGCCCCCAGCGAUCACCAGGGGAUGACGCCACGUAUCCCCCACUGGGCAAAAGUAGUAUUACACUGCAUGGCAGAUCAUGUCAUACACAACAGGGCAGGUGGAUAGGGGUUGCCAUGUCAAGACACCCCUUCUAAGGCUACUUUCACACUAGCGGCACGGACCUCCGGCAGGCUG
Molecule: messenger RNA, 2036 nt
Organism: Bufo gargarizans (Asiatic toad)
Lineage: Eukaryota; Metazoa; Chordata; Amphibia; Anura; Bufonidae
Gene: GALNS
Product: galactosamine (N-acetyl)-6-sulfatase
Exons: 14
Coding region: 36-1583 (515 amino acids)
Molecular function (GO): N-acetylgalactosamine-6-sulfatase activity; arylsulfatase activity
Source: RefSeq, a predicted model, not a curated record